AUGGCCGACGAAGCGGAUGACAUGGCCCCGGCGCCAGAGCCCUUGGACCUGGUGAAACUGCUGCUAGACGAACCGGUGUUUGUAAAGUUGCGAGGCGACCGGGAGCUCAAAGGGAGACUGCAUGCCUAUGACAGCCACUGCAAUCUCGUCUUGGGCGACGUUGAGGAGACCAUAUACAUUACCGACGAAGACGACGAAGACGAGUCCGAGCAAGAAGUCCGGACUGUCAGCCGCAAGUCCGAGAUGCUUUUUGUCCGGGGUGAUUCUGUGGUUUUGAUUUCGCCCGUCCCUCAGAGCUGA
This is a messenger RNA of Grosmannia clavigera kw1407, 300 nucleotides long. RefSeq names its product u6 small nuclear ribonucleoprotein. NCBI's taxonomy places the organism in Eukaryota, Fungi, Ascomycota, Sordariomycetes, Ophiostomatales, Ophiostomataceae. The transcript has 4 exons. Gene Ontology annotation, biological process: P-body assembly; mRNA splicing, via spliceosome. Bases 1 to 300 code for a protein of 99 amino acids. Gene Ontology annotation, molecular function: RNA binding. Gene Ontology annotation, cellular component: U6 snRNP; Lsm1-7-Pat1 complex; P-body. The record is from RefSeq and is a predicted model, not a curated record.